This is a messenger RNA of Mesorhabditis belari, 1089 nucleotides long. Lineage: Eukaryota; Metazoa; Nematoda; Chromadorea; Rhabditida; Rhabditidae. The record is from the annotation of a GenBank genome assembly.
AUGGCGGCUCGUCGUAAACCCUCAAAAGAUGAAGAUGUACCGAAGAAACAAAAUGGAUUCCCACAAUUGAAAUCCCAUGAAAAACACUCUAAACACUCGCAUGCCACAAAAGAAAACCCAAAAUGUUUCAAAUAUUAUGAACGUCAGGAAGCCCUUUUGGAGGCGUACAAAUUGGAUGAGGAGUGUAUUCUGAAUGGAGGACCGCUUGAGGAUAAAGAAGAAGCAACAAAAGCCGAUCAAUGGGUAUCGACUGUAGUCCUGCUCAUCAACAUUGCUCUUCUAUUCGCCAAAGCUUUCUCAACGUGGUUAACUCAUGGUUCCUCAUUGUCCAUUAUUUCGACACUCCUCGAUUCUGUAGUUGAUAUCACAAGUGGUGUCGCCGUUUGGUAUGCGACGCAUCUCAUUAUCCACACUGAUCUAUGGCAUUAUCCACGAGGAAGAGAAAAUCUCGAAAAUAUGGCUCUUCUUUUUCUUUCAGCUGUGAUGGGUCUCGCUAAUUUGCAAGUUGUCUGGGAUUCGAUCAAAGCUCUCAUAUUCGGCAAACCACCUCCAGACAUCACUCCAGUCUCACUUUUCAUUCUCUUUUCAACGAUUAUCAUCAAAAUAUUUUUAUAUCUCUGGUGUAGUAAAAGAAACUCGAAAAGUGCUCAAGUGUUGGCCACCGAUCAGAGAAACGAUGUUGUAACAAACUCGGUAGUCAUCAUUGGAGCAGCUCUCUCAGAAUAUGUGGCCCCGGUGGCCGAUCCGAUAACAGCUGCAUUUGUCAGUGGGUACAUUGCUUGGAACUGGAUGGAAUUGGUGAAAGAACAAAUGCAUCAACUUUUGGGUGGAAAUUGUUCGCCAGAAGAAUUGUCAAGAGUCGCAAAAGUGUGUAUAUCAGAAAAACACGUGAGAUGUCUAGAUGCACUUCUCGUUUAUCAUGCAGGAAAUAAGGUUCGCGUCGAAGUCCACGUCGUAACUGACCCGGAAAUGACCCUUCGCCAGAUCCACGAUGAACUCAUUGAGCCUCUUACAACAAAAUUAGAAUCUCUUGAAUUUGUUGACAAGGCAUUCGUCCAUCCAGAUCAUGCCCUCGACGGUAAAGACAAA